CGAGACCAUCAUGUGGUUUAUAACUAGAGCGGUUUCAGACUUUUUUCCCUUGGAACUUUCCCGACCUCUAGCCUCUUAAUAUUUGAAGUCCAUCUUACACGAUGCUCUCGUCACAAUACACCGUACCACAACAGCAAACUUAUGCCCAACAACAGGCAGCCAUGGCUAUGAACACAUUACUCCCUACACCACCCUCCUCACCACCACGCGUCGGGUUACACCCUGUUGAAUCGACAAUUACGCUUCUUGAGAACCUAGUUGCGUUCUAUCAUCAGGAACGGAUGUGGGUUUAUCGCACACGCGCACAACUAGAGAUGUCACUGCAGGAGCGGGACGCUAGCGCAGCAGCUGCGGCCACACAAGACGAAGAAGAUAUGGAGAAGGAGGAAGAGGAGCCGGACUCUGCAGAAGAAACAUCUGAAACUACCAAGUGGAUGAAGAGGAAGAAGGCGUUCGGGUUAAAGCUAGAAGGAAUCGCAACUACUAGAGGAAUGCCAAGAGGUGGAAUCAUGAAGCAGCGACCUAUAUUGCGACAACCGAUAUCAGCAGGGUUUGCCCACAGCAACCAGACGCAGAUCAGUGGUAGUGGACAACCGACGCUUGUACUGGGGGCUGGUGGACGAGAACCUGGAGUGGAGAUUCUAGAGAUGUUUGAAAGGAUGAUGCAGGCUAGAAUGGAGAGUUGUGAACGAGUUACCCGGAUGGUACGAAAUGCGAGUGGAGCUGGGUCACCAGGGCAAGGGUAUGCGAAUAACAUGAUACCACCACCACCUCAUGGUCCUGUUUAUGGUCAGAGCAGUUUCUUUAUAGGUGCUGGUAUGGGAUAGAGUCUCCUCGUAGAUGACUUUAUUUAUUGUGUACCAAUUACAUAAUUGAUUUAGAGAUUUAUUAUUUAUUAUCAUUGCCAACGCGUUGUCUUCCUCCU
Molecule: messenger RNA, 925 nt
Organism: Suillus paluster
Lineage: Eukaryota; Fungi; Basidiomycota; Agaricomycetes; Boletales; Suillaceae
Exons: 1
Coding region: 102-827 (241 amino acids)
Source: RefSeq, a predicted model, not a curated record